This is a messenger RNA of Haliotis rufescens (red abalone), 879 nucleotides long. RefSeq names its product caveolin-1-like. Gene Ontology annotation, biological process: caveola assembly. The record is from RefSeq and is a predicted model, not a curated record. NCBI's taxonomy places the organism in Eukaryota, Metazoa, Mollusca, Gastropoda, Lepetellida, Haliotidae. Gene Ontology annotation, molecular function: molecular adaptor activity. The transcript has 2 exons. Gene Ontology annotation, cellular component: caveola. The coding region runs from base 212 to 586 and encodes 124 amino acids.
UCGCCUGUACACAAGAUGCCACUCCCGGGCAGGUUCAAGAUGUGUCCAUUUGUCGAUGAGAGUAAAAUCUUCUGUUGCCGCACACAACGCCCGACCACACUUCUCACCAUGUAACAUUCUUUGGAAACUCCCCACUUGCAACUCAACCGAAGGCUCCUAUAAAGAAUCAUUUACAAAACCGUAAGAAAGUUAAUCUUUGUACAUCUUCAGAAUGGACGAUAUUCUAGACCGGGACCCAAACAACAUCAACGAACAUGUCAAGGUAUCAUUCGAGGACGUCCUAGCAGAGCCCGAUGGUUCUCACAGCUACUCCUGUGUGUGGAGCUUCUCCUACCUGUGUUUUGACUGCGGUAAAGGGUGCCUAUACAAGCUCCUAACACUGCUUUGUGGUAUAUGUAUUGCCAUGGGUUGGGGCUGUGAGUUCGCCUGGGUGACUUUUACCCACAUCUGGUUUAUAACCCCCUGCUUCAAGGUACUGGAGCUCAACUGUGGCUGCCUACAGAAGAUAUACGGAGUGUGUGUGCACUGUGCAGUGGGUCCCUGCUGUGAAGCAUUUGGCCUUCUCUUCCAUGCAUUCAGAAAGUGAUGGAGCCAGAAUUGCCUUUCAAGACUUUUAUAUGAAGACACUGGGAGUUUCUCGUGGUCUCGAUAUUAAUAUGCAGCUGACAAUGUACCAUUUUGUAAAAAUAAAAACGUUUGGGCCUUUCGGCAUAAACUCAUAGUGCCUCUGUAGAUGUUGUUGCUGAAGACCCAAUUUGGCAAGUUUCCAAAAAGCCCUUGUUACAAAUAUAACAUUGUUUUCAUGCAAUUGUUGGGAUUUUUUAGAUUUAGUCCUCCCAAUGAAUACCGCCUCUGUGGUCUAGUGGCAGAGCGGAAAGA